Messenger RNA from Pneumocystis murina B123, 618 nucleotides. RefSeq lists its product as hypothetical. The transcript is spliced from 6 exons. Lineage: Eukaryota; Fungi; Ascomycota; Pneumocystomycetes; Pneumocystales; Pneumocystaceae. The coding region runs from base 1 to 618 and encodes 205 amino acids. The record is from RefSeq and is a predicted model, not a curated record.
AUGACAUCAAAUAUUAUUUCUAAUUUUCUUUGUUUUGGUAAUCUUACAUCACAUCAUUCUUUAGAAUUUUUUUUGGAUUUUGUGUGUCCUUUUUCUAAGAAAUUGUUUAAGACGGUUUAUGAGGAAUUUUAUCCUUGGGUUAAAAAGAACAAGAAUGAUAUUAAAUUUAUUAUAUCUUUGCAAGUUCAACCAUGGCACCCCUCAAGUACAUUGGUUCAUGAAGCAGUUCUUGCAGUGUCUAAAUUAUCGGAAAAUCGGACAGUUGAUUUUAUCGCUGAGUUAUUUGAACAUCAAGAAGAGUAUUUUGAUACGGCAUUGGUGGAAGAGAGUCGCUUAAAUACAUAUAAACGUCUUUCUCUUUUAGCAGAGAAUGCAAUUAAUAUAGAUCGAAACAAAUUUUUGGAUCUAUUGCAUAUUGAAAAUGUUAAAGUAGGAGAAAAAGGAUAUAAUGUUGGCAAUAAGGUUACAACUGAUCUUAAGUUGCAUAUUAAGAAUGGAAGAAGUAGAAGUGUUCAUGUUUCUCCUACUGUUUUUUAUAACGGAGUUAUGAAUGAUUCUAUAUCAUCAAGUUGGACAUUUGAUAAUUGGAAAGAAUGGUAUAUGAAAGUUCUGGGAUGA